AUGUCUGGUGGGAUUAUGAAAAUUCAGGAAUCCCCCAAGACUUGGAAGAUCAAUUUUCCCAGGAAAAACGACCAAUCGGCUGAUGAUGAGAUUAGAAAGCAGAUUAAGGAAUGGAUUGCAAACGGUCACAAGCAACAAAAUGUAAUGCUUGUGACAGGUGAUCAAGGAUUCAUAGACCUUGUACAAGAAUUGCAUGACGCAAACCAUACCACGAUGGUAGCUUAUCUUCCUAAUGAGGAAUAUAGUGGAAAUGAUAAAAAACCACCACCUAAGAUACCUAAGGUUGGGAAAGGGGUGGACUUUGUGUGGACCUGGAGAUCAUUUUUAUCUCUUCAAGAGAAUGCCCCAAGUAAGAAACAUAAGAGAAGAGAAGAAUUCAAUGCUAAGAUUGCUGAGAAGAGGAGGAGGAAGGAUAAGAAAGGAGAGAAGGCUAAAGGUGAAGAAUAA
This is a messenger RNA of Arabis nemorensis, 447 nucleotides long. The record is from the annotation of a GenBank genome assembly. Lineage: Eukaryota; Viridiplantae; Streptophyta; Magnoliopsida; Brassicales; Brassicaceae.